Physella acuta is the source of this 1821-nucleotide messenger RNA. RefSeq lists its product as uncharacterized. NCBI's taxonomy places the organism in Eukaryota, Metazoa, Mollusca, Gastropoda, Physidae. Gene Ontology annotation, cellular component: cytoplasm. The record is from RefSeq and is a predicted model, not a curated record.
AAAUCUGAUCUUAAUCAUCCUGACUAUCAUGCCCAGUGAAAUAAAUCUUUAUGAAAUGUCUGGUCUAGACCAUAGUGACCAAACCUAUUCUGCCAGAUCUACCUCUGCUAAGUCCAGUAUCUACAGCACCAAUGGCAUGAGAGGCCAUAGACCAAAGUCAAGUCCUACAGCUGCUGGCUAUAGACAAACCUCAGGUCAGCAGUCUAAAAUCUCACGGCCAAAAACAGCGGCGGUGAUACUGGGAAGGACUGAGUGCAGCAGAGUUCACCAGCUGGAACAUGAGCCAACCAGAAGACACAACCUUGAGAGCCAUCUGCCCUUGAAGAGAAACAAGCCUCCCCCUUGGCAGAAAAUUCUAGAAUCCCCUCUAGUUCCUUUUAAGACUGGCCCUGGUUAUAUCCUAUCAAGGAGCAAAACAAAAUGCCACAUCACCAUCAAAGAUGAAUUCUUUGACCCAGUACAUGAAGAAAACACGUAUACAUCACAAGGAGAUGAAAGAGACAACUUGAUCAACCAACUCCAGCAACAAAUUUCAGACCUGACUCUCUACCUGGAGGAGGAGAGGUUAAACCACAAACAGACAAAACAAAACGCUGAAGAGUUCUACAGGGAUAAGGUAGAGCAGCUGAACUCCCAGCACCAAGAACAUAUCAAAGACCUAGAAGCAGAUCACCAGGAAGAAAUGAACAAACAAAAACAAGUUUUGGAACAAGAGCAUAAAGAAGUACAAAAUAUAUUGGAGAAACAAAUUAGUAAAAUGGCCAAAGAAAUUGAAUUCCUACAAAGUGCAUUUGAUUCCUACAAAAGUUCACUCCACUCUGAAACCAGUGAGAAGCUAAAAGAGAAGGAGGAUGAAAUGAGACUGAAAUUUGCUGCGGAGAAACAGCAAGCCAUGCAUGAGAUGAGAACAAAACUAAUUCAUGAAAAAAAUCAAGAAAGGGCCAAGGUUGAAAAAGAGCAUAAACAAGCAAUUGAUGCCUUGAGGAAAGAAAACAAAAGAGAAUUAGAUAGCUUGUUGAGAAGGUUCUCAAAUGCCGCUGCUGAUAUAGAAAAGCUGAAGAGAGUCACUGUUGAGCUGGAGGAAACAAAACAAGAGUUGGAGAGUGUGAAGGAGAGCUACAACACAACAUGUUUACAACUGGCCAGCACAACAAGACUGCUGACAGACUCAAAAGUGAGGCUGAUGGAGUAUGAAGAAAGGUUCCAGGAGAAGGUGGCGCUGGUUGACGACAAGUACAGGCACAAGCUGCAGGAUCUGAUGACACAAAACACAGAACUCAAGAGAUUGUUUGUUCAGAAAUGCGGCGAGCUGUUUGAUGAAAAAACUCACACAGACCACCAGACCCAGCUUCAGGUGAAGACAGCCAAAGAGACCAUGCAGACGCUGAUCAAAUCCAAAACCCGUGCUAAUGUAAGUGUUGUGUUGGGAGCACCACAGCAGAUACACCACAGGGGCAAGCACAGACCAGUCAGUGCACCAGCAACAAGGGAGGAAACACAAGCUGCCCACAACACUGCUGGCAAUGUUGAACUGCAGCCUGAGGGGGAGUUUGUCUCCCCUGAUAUACAUUUGAAUUUAAACUCCAAAACAGAAGAGCUGAGAGCUGAACUUUUCUCUUCUAGGUAGAGGAAGACAUGUCCAAAUAUUUUGCCAAAACUUUCCUUUAAAAAAAAUGUAAAUAUUUUACAAAUGAUUUUAAAAAAUAUGUUUUUAAAUAUUUAAAAAAUCACAACCAUUUUAAUCCAAAAAAAAAAGUGCCAAGAAAUUUCCUUGUACAGAGGUUUAAAAAAUUUUUUUUUAAAAUUACAAACUUUUUAAAG